UUAUGGGAUGGGUUGUCCUAUUUUAAUAGUGUUAGUUGUUUGUUAGUUAACCAAUAAUGAUCUUCGAAAAGCACACAUAAAUAUAAUAUGUGAUGGUGAUGAUGAAAUAGAGUUGACAUUAUCAUAGAGAGUCAAUUAUUUUGAUCAUUACAUAUAUAUAUACGGAGUAGCAUAAACUGAAUUCAUCCAUCUCCCACUAAACCUUCCAAAAACUAGUACGCAAACGCGGAAAGCAUGCCUUCCGGAUUAAUGGAGAGAGAUCAGAUAUGGCCGUUAGCUUCGGGGUCUGACCGUCCAAGCAGCGACGACGAAGAAUCGCAGCGUUCAAACACAAAGGAGAUCCAUCGGAAACGGCUCACAAGAAAGUGCUGCGGUUGCGCCGCCGCUCUACUCCUCGUCGCGGCCGCUUUAAUCGUCACCCUCAUCUUCACGGUUUUCAAAGUAAAGAACCCCGUUAUCACGCUCAACGGCGUGAACAUUGAAAAGUUGGAGUUCCUCAACGGCACGUCAAUGCCUAAGCCCGGUUCCAACAUGACACUAACGGCCGACAUUUCCGUUAAGAAUCCGAACUACGCAUCGAUGGAAUACGGCAACACGAGCAGCAGCCUGUUGUACCACGGGACGGUGGUUGGCGAGGCGAGGGGUCCGCCGGGGACCACGAGAGCGCGGCGAACGGCGCGGAUGAACAUUACUGUGGAUAUCAUGACGGACCGGAUCGUGUCUCAGCCAAGCUUAAGUGGGGAUAUGAGUAAGGGAAUGCUCACCAUAAAUAGCUACACCAGAGUGGAAGGGAAAGUGAAGUUUUUGAAAGUGAUAGAGAAGCAUUUGGUGGUGAAGAUGAAUUGCAGCGUGAGUUUGAAUGUGAGUAGCAGACAAAUUCAGCAUCAGGAAUGCGAGCGCCGAGUCCAGCUCUAGAUUCACCCUCCAUAUCUUUUAUUUCAUCUACUAUUUGUUAGUUUUUUUUUUUUUUUUUUUUUUUUUUUUUAAUAAUAAAAAAAUCUAUUAUAUAGGCUAAAAAUUCAUCUAUAAUUGCAUUAUUUUUUCUAGAAGAAUACAUUUAAGUUUGGACAACUUCAGUUAGGAUGUGAGAUACGAGA
Ipomoea nil (Japanese morning glory) is the source of this 1097-nucleotide messenger RNA. RefSeq lists its product as uncharacterized. Bases 235 to 915 code for a protein of 226 amino acids. The record is from RefSeq and is a predicted model, not a curated record. NCBI's taxonomy places the organism in Eukaryota, Viridiplantae, Streptophyta, Magnoliopsida, Solanales, Convolvulaceae. The transcript has a single exon.